This is a messenger RNA of Anguilla rostrata (American eel), 3032 nucleotides long. Its product is annotated as Transitional endoplasmic reticulum ATPase. Gene Ontology annotation, cellular component: VCP-NPL4-UFD1 AAA ATPase complex; cytosol; nucleus. The record is from RefSeq and is a predicted model, not a curated record. NCBI's taxonomy places the organism in Eukaryota, Metazoa, Chordata, Actinopteri, Anguilliformes, Anguillidae. Gene Ontology annotation, molecular function: ATP hydrolysis activity; ATP binding; polyubiquitin modification-dependent protein binding. The coding region runs from base 138 to 2564 and encodes 808 amino acids. Gene Ontology annotation, biological process: retrograde protein transport, ER to cytosol; mitotic spindle disassembly; autophagosome maturation. The transcript has 18 exons.
AGGCAUGGGGUCGGCUGUCAGCUGGCAGAGAGGGGGCAUCCAGCCGUCCUGAACACGGUCACUUUCACCCGACCAUCAGAGCGCGAGUUACCCAGCAGCCCUUUACCCAGCCUUCAGCCCCCAGACCCAGCCUGAGGAUGCCGGCCUCCGGGGGAACAGACCCGAAGGGGGAGGACUACUCCACCGCCAUUUUGAAACAGAAGCAACGCCCAAACCGGCUCGUCGUGGACGAGGCUCUGAAUGAGGACAACAGCAUUGUGUGUCUGUCUCAGGUGAAGAUGGAGGUGCUUCAGCUGUUCCGCGGCGACACCGUGGUGCUGCGGGGGCGGAAGCGGCGGCAGACCGUCUGCAUCGUGCUGACGGACGAAACCUGCGCAGAGGAGCGCGUGCGCAUGAACCGCGUCACGCGCAACAACCUGCGCGUUCGCCUCGGCGACGUCAUCAGCAUCCAGGCCUGCCCGGACGUUAAGUAUGGCAAACGCAUCCACGUCCUGCCCAUAGACGACACGAUCCAAGGGCUCACAGGGAACCUGUUUGAGGUCUUCCUCAAACCCUACUUCCUAGAGGCGUACCGCCCUGUGCAUAAGGGGGACAUCUUCCUGGUGAGAGGGGGCAUGAGGGCAGUGGAGUUUAAGAUCGUGGAGACAGACCCCAUCCCCCACUGCAUCGUCGCCCCUGACACCAUCAUCCACUGUGAGGGGGAACCCAUCAAAAGAGAGGAUGAGGAGGAGAGCCUGAAUGACAUUGGCUAUGAUGACAUCGGCGGAUGCCGCAAACAGCUGGCCCAGAUUAAGGAGAUGGUGGAGCUGCCACUUCGCCACCCAGGGCUCUUCAAAGCCAUCGGAGUGAAGCCUCCACGGGGGAUUCUGCUGUAUGGUCCACCGGGAACGGGGAAGACCCUGGUGGCUCGGGCCGUGGCUAACGAGACCGGAGCCUUCUUUUUCCUCAUCAAUGGGCCAGAAAUAAUGAGCAAGCUGGCAGGAGAGUCGGAGAGUAACUUGCGCAAAGCCUUCGAGGAGGGGGAGAAAAAUGCCCCAGCCAUCAUCUUCAUCGAUGAGCUGGACGCCAUUGCGCCCAAGAGGGAGAAGACUCACGGGGAGGUGGAGCGGCGAAUCGUAUCGCAGCUCCUCACCCUCAUGGACGGCCUGAAGCAGCGUGCCCAUGUGGUCGUCAUGGCAGCAACCAACCGGCCCAACAGCGUGGACCCCGCCCUGCGCCGCUUUGGGCGGUUUGAUCGGGAGAUUGACAUUGGAAUUCCAGACUCCACAGGGCGGCUUGAGAUUGUGCAAAUUCACACCAAGAACAUGAAACUGGCUGACGACGUGGACCUGGAAAUGAUCGCCAAGGAGACGCACGGGCACGUGGGGGCGGACAUGGCCGCGCUGUGUUCCGAGGCCGCGCUGCAGGCCAUCCGGAAGAAGAUGACGCUCAUCGACCUGGAGGACGAGACCAUAGACGCCGACCUCCUCAACUCCCUCGCCGUCACCAUGGACGACUUCCGGUGGGCCCUGGGCCAGAGUAACCCCUCAGCUCUGAGGGAGACGGUGGCGGAGGUUCCGCAGGUGAACUGGGAGGACAUCGGGGGCCUGGAGGAGGUGAAAAGGGAGCUGCAAGAGCUUGUGCAGUACCCGGUGGAGUACCCAGACAAAUUUCUCAAGUUUGGGAUGACCCCCUCCCGCGGCGUGCUCUUCUAUGGGCCCCCAGGCUGUGGCAAGACCCUGCUGGCCAAGGCCAUUGCCAACGAGUGCCAGGCCAACUUUGUGUCCAUAAAGGGUCCCGAGUUGCUGACCAUGUGGUUUGGGGAGUCGGAGGCUAACGUCAGGGACGUCUUCGACAAGGCUAGACAGGCGGCUCCUUGCAUCCUCUUCUUUGAUGAGCUGGACUCAAUUGCCAAGUCUCGCGGGGGCGGGGCCGGAGAUGCAGGGGGCGCGGCCGAUCGAGUCAUAAAUCAGAUCCUGACCGAGAUGGACGGCAUGACCAACAAGAAGAACGUCUUCAUCAUCGGAGCCACCAAUAGGCCUGACAUCAUUGAUCCCGCCAUUCUGCGUCCUGGCCGCCUGGACCAGCUGAUUUACAUCCCCCUGCCCGACCUGGCCUCCCGCUCGGCCAUCCUGACCGCCAACCUGCGCAAGUCCCCCAUCGCCCGUGAUGUGGACCUGCCGUAUCUGGCCCGGAUCACAGACGGCUUCUCGGGAGCGGACCUGACGGAGAUCUGCCAGCGCGCCUGUAAGCUGGCCAUCCGGGAGGCCAUCGAGGCCGAGAUGCGCGCAGAGAGACAGAGGCAGUCUCACCCGGACACCGCUAUGGAUGAGGACUCUGACCCUGUCCCAGAGAUCAGGAAGGAUCACUUUGAGGAAGCCAUGCGCUUCGCCCGCCGUUCCGUCAGUGACAACGACAUCCGCAAAUACGAGAUGUUCGCCCAGACCCUUCAGCAGAGCCGGGGAUUCGGCAACUUCAGGUUUCCCUCUGAGUCCCAGUCAGGCAGGGGUCAGGGGUCAGGACCAGGGGGCAGAGACCAGGGUAACCAGUACAGAGAGGAGGGGGAUGAUGACCUAUACCAGUGAGAAAGGGGAGAGGUGUCUAUCUCCCAAACCCUUCCUACCCCCCUCACUCCACCUUCAACUUACAGUGAAUCACCCAUCUCAUCAAGCUUUUUUUUUUACUGAUAGACUAACAAUACUGCAUAGAUGAAGCAAGAAAUGCCUGUUGAAAAUACUACCAGAAACAACAAAAGCGCAUUUAUGCGCCACAUUUCAUUCAAUGAGGUUAACAUGUUUGUGAAAGCAAGAUGACUUUCAACCAGUGCCACCAAUGCGGGGCACCUACCUUCGUGAUACAAUAUGAAAUUGGUGCCAAAAGAGUCAACUUGCACCACUGUGCUUUUUUAUUAUUAUGAAGUUACAUUUGUUUUAUAUUUUAGGCAUUGGUAGUCAUUAGGCAAAGGCUGACAUUUACUGAGCAUUGCGAUUGGACUGUUUGAAAUGUUUUCCUUCCAUGUGAUUGAACGAAUAAAAUUUUGAUUAGUCAUUUGA